AUGGCCCUAAUUCACCGUAGACAUUUAGCUAGAAAUAAUAACAAGGAAUUUCUGCCCGGAUCAGUUGCCUUUAUCACCUUUGCGGGUAGAUCAGGUGUAUCUUUUAAAUAGCAAGCAAUUGCCGAAGUAGCACCGAUUGCAAAAAAAACUUGUUCAACUUGCAAACCGACGAGCGAUCGAACAAUUCACAAAAUGGGCGAAUCGUACGCAAGCAACUAUACUGGACUGACGAAUUACGAAACUGUGAGCAUCGGAGAAUAUACGGAUCUCGUGGUCACAGAAAUUACUGAUACCAAAAAUGAUAACAAGAGAGAACGACAGAGGUUCGAAGAAUCGCAGAUAUCGAUCGGACUGCAGAGCCAACUAGAGUACAAAACGAGCUCGAACGGGGACAAGUCGGAGCUCCUCGACAAGUCGCCAACGGAGCUGUACGCGAUGCUGUUCAAGUUCGGCUUGGCAAACAAUCUCGCCUGGCAAAGCCUGCACAACUUGAUCGGAUUCCUGAGCAAGCUGUUCCGCAAGCCGAUAAUGGACGAGGAGGAAGUGGCGGCGUUGGACAAUCGCGACAUCGAGAUCCACGCGCUCUGCAAGUUCUGCCAGGCGCACCUGGGCGAGUACACGGAGGCCGUCGAGCAGUACGGGAAGUGUCCCCGCUGCCACGAGGCCAUCGCCGAGGACUCGAAUCCCAGUACGGACAACAUGUUCAUCCUGAUGGACCCGACGGAGCGGAUAAAGCAGCUGCUGGGCGCGUUCGCGGCCCACUUGGACGAGGUGAGCCGGGAGGCGCGCGAGAACCGCUUCGAGGACGGCCAGCGGGACUCGGUGUACGACGGCUCGCAGUACCGCUGGUUGCGCCGGGUCAUCCGCGAUCCCGACUACCUGACGGCGGUGCUGCACGCGAGCGAGACUCCCCUCGAGCGGAUCGGCCAGAGCGACGUCUGGCCGCUCUACCUCGCGCUGAACGAGCUGCCGCCGGAGGAGCCAUCGCAGCGGGUCCUCUGCUGCGGCCUGUGGAUCAGCCAGAAGCCGCUCGAUCUGCACUUGUUCCAGCGCAAAUUCCUCGAGUGCGUGGAGCACCUGUCCAAGACGGGCCUGAGCAUCGAGAUCGAGGGCCAACGGCGCCGUCUGCGGCUCCACGUGGUGUCGUGCGUCGUGGACUCGCGGACGCACAGCCGCCUGCUGGACUCGGCCGAGCUCUCCGAGCUGCCCUACUUCGACAUGGACAAGAGCUUCGUGCCGGACGCGCUCGAGUGCAUCUCGGCGGUCGCCUCGCACAUGUUCCACACGUACAUGCGUCUGCUGGAGCCGGCGCAGGUCAGAUACGCGAACACGAAGCUGCGGGCCCUGCUGCCCCCCUCGCAGAGCCUCGACUGGACGCCGCGCUUCUGGGAGAAGUUCGUGCUGUACUACAGCGUGCCGAUCUUCGCGGACCUGCUCGACGGGCCCCAACUCAGUCACUGGAUGCACUUCGUGUCCGGCGUGUACUUGCUGCUGAAGGACCAGACGAAGCUCCACGAGCUCGACCGGGCCGAGGCGCACUUGGAGCAGUUCGUCUCCCAGAUGAGAAGUAUGUACGGGCAGCGGAGCAUCGGUCCGCAGGUGGAUUCGCUGCUGCAGCUGGCCAACGCGGCCAAUCGCUGGGGACCGCUGCGCCUGCUCUCGAGCUGGUGCUUCCAGCCGGCCAAGCGGGCCACCCUCGAGGCCCUGCGCAGCGCCCGCGGCCACCCGCCCAACUUCUUCGACUUGGCCAAGAUGAGCUGCUUCUCGCUCGGUCUGGAAGCCCGCGCGCGCGACCCCCUCGCCGAGCCGUUGAGGGAGUCGAGAUACAGCUCCAGCCGGACCGGGGCCGUGUACUUCGAGGCGGAGGCGAUCAAGCUGCCGAUGACGGGCCUCGGCCUCGGCGAAAACCUCGUGGCCUACCGAAAGAUGCUCAAGGCCGGCUACCGCUUCGAGGCGCUCGACGAAUCCAACUUCACGAGCUGCUUGGACAAGUCGUACGCCCUGCUGGCCGACAACACCUGCGUCCGGAUCUAUCAGUUCGUCGUUGACCUGGACAGCGAAGCCGAGCUGGUCGUUUGCCAGCGCAUCCAGCUGCGCAGCUUCUCCAACGACAAUCCCGAUGUCAGGAUUUACCUGCUCGACUGCGACUAUCCGAUCAGCUAUACGGUCAUCUACGCCGAGGAUCUGGCAAAAGUCUGCGACAUCGUCCACGACGAUAACGACAUGUACAUCUGUCCGCCGCCCUACGCACCCUACGAUUGACCUGCACAUCACCUUCGACUCUAUUAAUUCACGUUUGCAUCGUCAUCCAUUGUGCACGUGUACAUGAUUUUAACGAUGAAGCAAGAUGAUUUGUAGGCAGGUAACGGAACGUUCUACCUGUUCAACUUUUAAUUUUUAUAUAUUGCAACAUGACUCGGCAAUGAACCGGACGAAUCUGUAUAUUUGUAUUUUUGUAUGUAAUUACGAAAAAUAAAUUGAUGCUCGUGGAGGAGAAGCCCCUCCACAUCUCCUUA
This is a messenger RNA of Trichogramma pretiosum, 2516 nucleotides long. RefSeq lists its product as uncharacterized. Lineage: Eukaryota; Metazoa; Arthropoda; Insecta; Hymenoptera; Trichogrammatidae. The coding region runs from base 193 to 2262 and encodes 689 amino acids. The transcript is spliced from 3 exons. The record is from RefSeq and is a predicted model, not a curated record.